CUGCGCGAGUGGUUUGCUCGCCGCUGGAGUCGUGCUGCUGGAGCUGGUGGUGCUAAGGGCGCUGGAGGUCCUGCUACUGCUGGAGCUGCUGGGGGUUCUGGAGCCACUGGUCCCGGAGGUGCUCGUACUGGAGGUACUGGAGCUGCUGGGCCUGGUGGUGCUGCUGGAGCUGGAGCUUCUGGAGCUGCUGGGGCUUCUGGUGGUCCUGCUGGAGCUGGAGCUGCUGGAGGUGCUGGAGCUGGAGGUACUGCUGGGGCCGGUGCUCCUGGGGGUGCUGGAGUUGGCGCUACUGGAGCUGCUGGAGGUGCUGCUGGAGCUAGUGGUGCUGCAGGAGUUGGAGUUGGCGCUACUGGAGCUGCUGGGACCUCUGGUGGUCCUACCGGAGCUGGUGCUGCUGGAGGUACUAGAGCUGUCGGUGCUCCUAUAGCUGGUGCUCCUGCGGGUGCUGGAGUUGGCGCUGCUGGCGCUGCUGGUGGUGCUGCAGGAGUUGGAGCUGACGCUAGGGGUACUGGUGCUGUCUCUGCUGGUUCUGGGGGCGCUACACGGCCACGGCCGUACUUCGUUCCGCUCCUUCAGCAGGUUCUUGGUCUUCCACCUGCUACUGGUCCUGCUCCCUCUUUAGAGUGUCCUCUGCCUGUCCAGUCGCAGUCACAGUUACAGCCAGCCUCGCCACUCCCUGGUCCUUCUCCCUACACUGGUCCGAACGGAGGUCUUACGGAGCGUCGUGAUCCUGAGUCUCGUCCUGCGUCGCCUGUUCGUGCUGCUCGCACAGGCCGUCGUGUUCCGCGUCAGCGUCCUCCUGCUGUCCCAGGCACGCACCAGAUGGCACUUCGUCCUUCCACUGCUCCACAGCGUGUCCCUCUGCCGUCUCCUCCUGCGUCCUCUCUUCCUGACAUUGCUGACCCGCCGUCAGACCUUGCUCGCGCUGCCAGUCCUACUGUGACGCGUCUUCUCUCUACUGCUGUCACUGACCCUUCCUUUGAGCAGGAGGAGUUCCAGUGUUUUGCUGCUGCUUUACCUCAUCUCGUGUCCAUGCUGCUUGCCCCUGAGGGAGACCCGGAUGCACCAGACAUCCCGACCCCACGCUCUUACGCAGAGGCGAUAGAGGGUCCCUACUCCUCUCAGUGGCAGACAGCCAUGGACGCAGAGAUGGCUUCCUGGAAGUCCACAGGCACCUACGUCGACGAGGUUCCCCCACCUGGGGCGAACAUCGUUAGCGGCAUGUGGAUUUUCAGGGUGAAGCGGCCGCCAGGUUCUCCGCCUGUCUUCAAGGCGCGCUACGUGGCUCGAGGCUUCAGUCAGCGGCAGGGAGUUGACUACUUUCAGACCUUCUCUCCCACCCCGAAGAUGACCACUCUUUGGGUGCUGCUGCACGUCGCCGCUCAGCGUGACUACGAGCUUCACUCUCUUGACUUCAGCACAGCCUUCCUACAGGGCAGCCUGCACGAGGAGAUCUGGCUGCGCCGCCCACCUGGCUUCACUGGGUCGUUUCAUCCUGGUACCCAGUGGAGCCUCCGGCGGCCAGUCUACGGUCUCCGUCAGGCGCCCCGUGAGUGGCACGACACACUGAGGACUACGCUUGCGGCUCUUAGGUUUGCUCCUUCCACUGCUGACCCGUCGUUGUUUCUCCGCACCGACACUACCCUGCCGCCGUUCUACAACCCCGUGUACGUCGACGACUUGGUCUUUGCUACUUGCUGA
Messenger RNA from Closterium sp. Naga37s-1, 1701 nucleotides. The record is from the annotation of a GenBank genome assembly. NCBI's taxonomy places the organism in Eukaryota, Viridiplantae, Streptophyta, Zygnematophyceae, Desmidiales, Closteriaceae.